CACUUUGUCGCAUCGCUAGCCCCGCCCCCUGAGCCUGGAUAGCGGCGCGAGGGCCGAAAGAACGGUGCGCAGCGAGACGGCGAACGAGUGUUGGGAUGGCUACCAACUGGGGGAACCUCUUGCAAGAUGAGCAGCAGCUAGAGGAGCUGGCACGGCAGGCCGUGGACCGGGCCCUGGCUGAGGGAGUGUUGCUGAGGACCUCACAGGAGCCCACUUCCUCGGAUGUGGUGAGCUAUGCCCCAUUCACGCUCUUCCCUUCACUGGUGCCCAGUGCCCUGCUGGAGCAAGCCUAUGCUGUGCAGAUGGACUUCAACCUGCUAGUGGAUGCUGUCAGCCAGAACGCUGCCUUCCUGGAGCAAACUCUCGCCAGCACCAUCAAACGGGAUGAUUUUACUGCUCGUCUCUUUGAUAUCCACAAGCAAGUCCUAAAAGAGGGCAUUGCCCAGACCGUGUUCCUGGGCCUGAACCGCUCAGACUACAUGUUCCAGUGCAGCGCAGAUGGCUCCCCAGUCUUGAAACAGAUCGAAAUCAACACCAUCUCUGCCAGCUUUGGGGGCCUGGCCUCCCGGACCCCAGCUGUGCACCGACAUGUUCUCAGUGUCCUGAGUAAGACAAAAGAAGCUGCCAAGAUCCUCUCUAAUAAUCCCAGCAAGGGACUGGCCCUGGGAAUUGCCAAAGCCUGGGAGCUCUACGGCUCAGCUAAUGCUCUGGUGCUACUGAUUGCUCAAGAGAAGGAAAGAAACAUAUUUGACCAGCGUGCCAUAGAGAAUGAACUACUGGCCAGGAACAUCCACGUGAUCCGACGAAGAUUUGAAGCUAUCUCUGAAAAGGGAUCUCUGGACCAAGACCGAAGGCUGUUUGUGGAUGGCCAGGAAAUUGCUGUGGUUUACUUCCGGGAUGGCUACAUGCCUUGUCAGUACAGUCUACAGAACUGGGAAGCACGUCUACUGCUGGAGAGGUCAUGUGCUGUCAAGUGCCCAGACAUUGCUACCCAGCUAGCUGGGACUAAGAAGGUGCAGCAGGAGCUGAGCAGGGCAGGCAUGCUGGAGAUGUUGCUCCCUGGCCAGCCUGAGGCUGUGGCCCGCCUCCGUGCCACCUUUGCUGGCCUCUACUCACUGGACAUGGGUGAAGAAGGAGACCAGGCCAUUGCUGAGGCCCUUGCUGCCCCUAGCCGGUUUGUGCUAAAGCCCCAGAGAGAGGGUGGAGGUAACAACCUAUAUGGGGAAGAAAUGGUGCAGGCCCUGAAGCGGCUGAAGGACACUGAGGAGAGGGCCUCCUACAUCCUCAUGGAGAAGAUCGAACCUGAGCCUUUUGAUAAUUGCCUGCUACGGCCUGGCAGCCCUGUCCAAGUGGUCCAGUGUGUUUCAGAGCUAGGCAUCUUUGGAGUCUAUGUCAGGCAGGGAAAGACACUCGUGAUGAACAAGCACGUGGGGCAUCUACUUCGAACCAAAGCCAUCGAGCAUGCAGAUGGUGGUGUGGCAGCAGGAGUGGCAGUCCUGGACAACCCAUACCCUGUGUGAGGGCACAACCAGGCCCACAGGACCUUCUUUCCCCUGUAUUUGUCAUUCCUCUCCUAGCCCUCCUGAGGGGCUGUCCUCCUAAAGACCUCCAGAGUCUUUAUGGAAGGGUAAAUGGUGAUACUUUCCCCCAGCUCUCCAUCUGAGGACCAGAAAAGCUGUGUUUCCCUUAGAUGAGAUCUAGAGGCCCCCAAAUCUUUGGGGUGUGGGUACAGCUGAGGGAAAGCUCUGAGGUAAAGGUCCAUGAACCCUGCCCCGCUUCUGUCAGCCCCUUAUAGCCUUUUCAGCAGGUUCCAGUGCCUGACUUGGGAUAGGACUGAGUGGUAGGAGGAAAGAGAGUGGAGGGGCAUAGCCUUUCCCCAAUUCUGCCUUAAAUAAAGCUGCAUUGCUAAUUCA
This is a messenger RNA of Cebus imitator (Panamanian white-faced capuchin), 1913 nucleotides long. It is a transcript of the gene GSS, whose product is annotated as glutathione synthetase. NCBI's taxonomy places the organism in Eukaryota, Metazoa, Chordata, Mammalia, Primates, Cebidae. The record is from RefSeq and is a predicted model, not a curated record. The coding region runs from base 96 to 1520 and encodes 474 amino acids. Gene Ontology annotation, molecular function: glutathione binding; ATP binding; glutathione synthase activity. Gene Ontology annotation, cellular component: cytosol. Gene Ontology annotation, biological process: glutathione biosynthetic process. The transcript is spliced from 13 exons.